Lactuca virosa is the source of this 309-nucleotide messenger RNA. Lineage: Eukaryota; Viridiplantae; Streptophyta; Magnoliopsida; Asterales; Asteraceae. The record is from the annotation of a GenBank genome assembly.
AUGAAGGUUCAAAGCAACUCACCUAUGAGACAAAAAUUUUGCACAUCGUCCUCCCGAUCUGUGAGCUUUGAAGAACUACCACCUUCAUCUCCUAAUUUGCAAGUCCAUCGAACCACCACUUCGAGAUCUGUUUUCAGGCGAAGCAGUAGUCAUGAUGAUGAAGGCGGUGGCGAUGGAGACGAUGGUGGUGUAGAUCUGAAGAAAAGGUCACCUUCUCCGGCGAGGCAAUCACGAGAAAGUGACGGUUCCAAAGAAGGUGACGCGUUUGUGAACAGUAAAGCUUUAAAUGGUGAUGGAGACGAAGAUUGA